Molecule: messenger RNA, 3353 nt
Organism: Ictalurus punctatus (channel catfish)
Lineage: Eukaryota; Metazoa; Chordata; Actinopteri; Siluriformes; Ictaluridae
Gene: gphra
Product: Golgi pH regulator
Exons: 14
Coding region: 199-1566 (455 amino acids)
Biological process (GO): intracellular pH reduction
Cellular component (GO): Golgi cisterna membrane
Molecular function (GO): voltage-gated monoatomic anion channel activity
Source: RefSeq, a predicted model, not a curated record
GUGACGUCAUCGAAUUGCGCCGGAAAAAUGUGCAUUCGGGCAGAGAUGAAGGCGUAAUACAAAACCAAAAUGAUACCAAUACACCAUGUUACAUUAUAGUAACAGUUUUUCGGUUUCACGAAUGACGUAAAGACAUAGGAGAUUUUAAAUUUCUAUAAGUUUAUAUGAAGUCGUUUAAAACGGGAAAUAUAUGUCAACAUGUCUUUCUUUGUAGAUUCGGUAAUUAUGUUCACUUCCCAGGUGCUGUUUUUCGGAUUUGGUUGGCUGUUCUUUAUGCGGCAGUUAUUUAAAGAUUAUGAGGUGCGACAGUAUGUGAUACAAGUGGUUUUCUCGGUCACAUUUGCAUUCUCUUGCACAAUGUUUGAACUCAUCAUCUUUGAAAUCCUCGGUGCAUUAAGUAGCACGUCCAGAUAUUUUCACUGGAAACUGAAUUUGUAUGUUAUACUGCUGGUCCUAAUCUUUGUAGUGCCUUUCUACAUUGGCUACUUUGUGGUCAGUAACAUACGUUUGUUGCAGAGACAGAGGUUGUUGUUUUCAUGUGUCGUUUGGUUCACCUUCAUGUAUUUUUUUUGGAAACUUGGAGACCCUUUUCCCAUAUUAAGUCCAAAACAUGGUAUUCUGUCUAUAGAGCAGCUCAUCAGCCGUGUCGGGGUUAUUGGGGUCACAUUGAUGGCUCUGCUCUCCGGAUUUGGUGCUGUGAACUGCCCCUACACAUACAUGUCCUAUUUUCUGAGGAAUGUAACUGACAGUGACAUCCUGGCCCUGGAGAGACGUCUGCUUCAGACCAUGGACAUGAUUGUCAGUAAAAAGAAAAGAAUUGCUAUGACGAGGAGGCAGAUGUACCAGCGAGGAGAGGACCAAAACAAACAGACUGGAUUCUGGGGGAUGCUCAAGAGUGUCACUUCCUCUCCUUCAGGCAGUGAGAAUCUGUCUCUAAUCCAGCAUGAGGUAGAUGCUCUAGAGGAGCUCAGUAGGCAGCUCUUCUUGGAGACAGUGGACCUGCAGGCUACCAAGGAGAGGAUAGAAUACUCAAAGACGUUUCAAGGAAAAUACUUCAACUUUUUGGGGUACUUCUUCUCCAUCUAUUGUGUGUGGAAGAUAUUCAUGGCCACCAUCAACAUAGUCUUUGACCGCGUGGGGAAGACUGACCCAGUAACGAGAGGGAUUGAGAUCACAGUCAACUACUUGGGAAUUCAGUUUGAUGUAAAAUUCUGGUCGCAGCACAUUUCUUUUAUCCUGGUCGGAAUCAUCAUCGUCACCUCCAUCCGAGGCCUUUUAAUCACUCUCACUAAGUUCUUCUAUGCCAUUUCUAGCAGCAAGUCAUCCAAUGUAAUAGUGCUUGUCCUGGCCCAGAUCAUGGGGAUGUAUUUUGUGUCCUCUGUGUUGCUCAUGCGAAUGAGCAUGCCCCUGGAGUACCGUACCAUCGUCACUGAGGUCCUGGGAGAGCUGCAGUUCAACUUCUACCAUCGCUGGUUUGAUGUAAUCUUCCUUGUUAGUGCUCUGUCCAGCAUCCUCUUCCUCUACUUGGCACACAAGCAGGCACCCGAGAAGCACAUGACCCUGUGACCUACUGAAUGACCUCAUCUGAGGGAAAUGAACUGAAGUGUUAAGCUGCUUCUUCCUUCUGGUUCUAAGAGGCCUCUUUUUUAUUUCUACCAGAACUGAAUUUCCUGAAUCAGGAAGACCCAAGAUCGUGCUUGUUUGGUUUAAAGGUGAAGGGUAUUUGGUUGACUAGUCAAGUUAUUCUAGAGUUAAUGGUCCAUGAUGGUAUUUUGAUUGAAGUUUUUUCCACUAAAAAGAUUAGCAAGCGUUUUUUUUAUGCUUUGUCUUUGUUCAUUGUAUCAGACAUGCAGUCAGCAUUGCUUGCAAUUUAGUCAUGGUUGGUUUUUACACUGUUCUUCUGUUAUAAAUACAAUGAUAAUUCAGUAUAUCAACUUGCAGUGUAUCAUCAUAUGCUUUUAUCACAAAUAAAACACUUGCAAAAUGGAUUUAUCCAUGUGAAAAUUUACAUACAAUAAAUUAAUAUUUUUUUCAUAAUAAUAAUAACUACAGAAUCCAGAAUGGCACAUAGUGAUUAUGCAAAUUUUUAUUUACUAAUGAGCAUAUAUAUUUUAUUACUUCAUACAAUGGCCUAAGCAGAGUGAAUAGCUCACUGCUGAAUAUCUAGGCUCUAAAUAUUAACUUGGUGAAUGUCUUUGAAUGCAUUUAAGUAGAGAUAAACAGGUGAAAAAAGGUUAAACUGUACAAAGUACUUGCCAUUCCCGAAAGCAUUGUGGUGCAAAGAGCAUAGAUGUGUAUAUGAAAGGCAUCAGAGGGUCUUACACAAUCAACACCCGUGACAAUGGCAUGAUUUAACGGUUUGUGUCCUUUGUUCACAUCUGAGAUUGGUGUUGUCUACCAUACCUGACAUACGUACAAAAAAUAUAUACAUGGAUUUGUUUGGAAAAUGUUAACUCUGAUCUGAUGCAGUACUUAGCAUUGCUGCAUUUGCUGCUUUCUACUUGCCAGCAUUAUUUGUAGAUUGGUAAACACCUGUAGUCUGAGAGGACAGAGUACCUGACUGCUUUCCAUUUAAAAGAUUGUCUUUUUCCGGUAGUGCAAUUAUUGACUACUUAUAUUAAAAGCUUUUAAUUUAUUUGUGCAACCUAACGUGCCAUCAUAUAUACAUAUAACCCAGCAACUGGAAAACGUCUCUCAAAACCUCAUAUCUUCAUUUUCUGAUGAGGAUGUAGAUGAAACAGAGGGUGUCUGAAAUAGAGAACCAGAGGUUAUAGUCAAAUCAGAGUGUGUAACACUUUUGUGGUGUUAGUAAAUAGUAAUGGAUUGGGAUUAUGGCUUCAGAAGUUAAAUGGCGCUCACCCUUUCACGAGGCUGAAUUGGUGCUGUCUCUGUAUCCAGCAGCUUGGGGGUAAUUGCAACUCCUUUAGCUUUUAGGUGAUCAUAGGCAGCUUUCCCUGCUACAAGGAGGACCAAUGUAUCACCACUGCUGCGGAUCAAAUUCACAGCCUCCUCAUGUGUGCGUUGCUCUAUGUUCACCCCAUUGACCUCCACCACAAUGUCAUCAUCCUCUAGCCCGGCUCUGUCUGCUGCUCCACCUUUCACCACCUAUCGAUGUGUCAUAUUGUGCGUGAAUAUCGAGAACUCUCCAAAGCAUAUAUGUGUAUGAGAUACUUGCUGAUUUUAGUCGUGAAUAAUCUGUUCAGAUGUAUUUCACAGGUUCUUCCUACCUCUUUGAUAUAUUGUCCGUGCACUCCUUGGAUACCAUUGAGGUGGAAACCAUACCCAGCAGCGGUCUUUUCCAUGCGGCACAAUUUGGGUUUAUAUAUUUCCUCUGCAGCAUCAGGCAUGGCUGG